CGUCAUCUUUCAACUUUCCCCUCUUCGAUAAUUUUCCGCAAUUCUUCAAUCACCUCCACUGUCACGCAAAACACAAAUAACAACAGCAACAACACAUAUCCACCAUGGUCCGCCAUAAAAAAGACAACUUCGCUCGAGGAGGCAAGAAAUUCUCCUCCAAGGGUCCCCGUCCUCCCCGCCGCGAUCCCGCCGACCCUGACGCCGAUGAUGCCGACCGCCCCUCCAGACCUCCAUUCAAAGCCGCCUGUUGGGAUCUGGGUCACUGUGAUCCCAAGCGCUGCUCAGGAAAGAGAUUGAUGAACUUUGGUCUGAUGCGCGAGCUGCAGAUCGGCCAGCGAUUCCCGGGUGUAAUUGUCUCUCCCAACGCAAAGAAAAUCAUCUCCCCGGCCGACAAAGACCUCCUCGAACAAUUCGGCGCCGCAGUAGUAGAAUGUUCCUGGGUGCGAGUGAAGGAAGUGCCCUGGUCGCGAAUCGGAGGAAAAUGCGAACGACUCUUACCCUACCUCAUCGCCGCCAACACAGUCAACUACGGCAAACCCUGGCGCCUAAACUGCGUCGAAGCCCUCGCCGCCUGUUUCUGCAUCUGCGGUCACGAAGACUGGGCCCGCCAAGUCCUCAAACCCUUCCGCUACGGCGAAGCCUUCCUCGAAAUCAACGGGAAACUACUCAAGCGGUACGCCGCCUGCGCCGACGAAGACGAAAUCAAGCGCGCCGAGGAGGAAUGGCUCGCCAAGAUCGAGCGGGAAUAUGAGGAGAGUCGGGCCGCGGGCGGCGCAGACGAUAUUUGGACUGUGGGGAAUACGAAUCGGAGGGCGGAGUCGGAUUCUGAGGAGGAGGGUUCGGGGUCGGACAAGGACAAAGACAAUGAGGAAGAUGAGGAAGAAGAGGAGGAAGGAGAAGAAGAAGAUAAAGACCCCUUCGCGAUAUCAGACGACUCGGAAGAGGAAGAACAAAUGGCUGCUAUUCGAGCUAAGAUUCUGAAUUCCAAGUCGUUCCAGAAUCCCUCGGCUUCGGAUAAGCCGCAGCCGGAGAAGAUUGCGAGACCGGAGGAGGAAGGGUCGAAGUCGAGGCCGUUGGAGGAUUCGGAUGCUGAGUCCGGGUCUGCGGAGGGGAGUGAGGAUGAGGCGUUUGAUAGUAUUAUCAAUGCGACGCCGGUGACGGAUCGGACGGGGAUUCUUGCGGCGCAGAAGAAGAAGGAGAAGGAGACGUUUAGUGCGUCGUUUUCCAGGACGGUGGUGGAUGCACCGAAGCGGUGGUAGGAGAAUCCUUUCUUUAUUCUUGAUCGUGUUCGGAUGGGACUGGAUGGGUUUGGAUGUUACAAAAGUUAUGAUAUGAGCAUGCAUCUCAUGGGUACAUAUAAGUAAAUAGGCAUGAAUGUAAUGAAUGAU
Aspergillus eucalypticola CBS 122712 is the source of this 1388-nucleotide messenger RNA. RefSeq names its product ribosome biogenesis TSR3 family protein. The record is from RefSeq and is a predicted model, not a curated record. The transcript is spliced from 3 exons. Bases 105 to 1259 code for a protein of 384 amino acids. Gene Ontology annotation, molecular function: rRNA small subunit aminocarboxypropyltransferase activity. Lineage: Eukaryota; Fungi; Ascomycota; Eurotiomycetes; Eurotiales; Aspergillaceae. Gene Ontology annotation, biological process: maturation of SSU-rRNA.